This is a messenger RNA of Lathyrus oleraceus (garden pea), 672 nucleotides long. RefSeq lists its product as uncharacterized. The record is from RefSeq and is a predicted model, not a curated record. The transcript has 3 exons. The coding region runs from base 1 to 672 and encodes 223 amino acids. NCBI's taxonomy places the organism in Eukaryota, Viridiplantae, Streptophyta, Magnoliopsida, Fabales, Fabaceae.
AUGUCUUCUUCUAAGUUUCUAAAAGAAGUUCUUUCUAACAAAAGGAAAUUAGAGGACCAUGAAAUUGUGGCUCUGACUCUUUAUAGUAGUGUUGUGAUUAAAAAUAUGGUGAUCCCUAAGCUUAAGGAUCUGGAGAGUUUCUUUAUCCCUUAUCAAAUAGGCAACAUGACCUUUAAGAUGGCACUUUGUAAUUUGGGGACCAAUGUUAGCCUGGUGCCCUUAUCUGUGUGUAAGAAGUUAGACAUGGGUGAUAUGAAACUGAGGAAUGUCUUUUUGCAACUGGAAGAUAGGUUAAUAAAAUACCAUGUAGUUGUGUUAGAGGAUGUUCUGGUGAAAGUAGGAGAUUACUAUGUGCAUGUAGACUUUGUCAUAAUUGUCAUUGAUGAGGAUUCUCAAAUCUCAGUACUCUUAGGUAGGUAUUUCUUAGCUACAGCGGGGGCCACCAUUGAUGUUAAGAGAGGGAAGUUGACUUUUGAGAGAGCGCAUCAAGAACCCCGACAAAGGUUGAAGCAAGUACUUGACUAUAUGGAAUUGGAAGCAGAUCGAUAUGCCUCUCUGUCUUUCUUGGCCUCUGCCGGGCGUGCUGACACUACUGAUGUGGAGCAAUCUGCCAUUGGUAUGGUUGCAGAUGUGGAAUCUGUCGUUGAUACUGAGGAGGUCCUCGAAUUGUAG